Molecule: messenger RNA, 1224 nt
Organism: Trichosurus vulpecula (common brushtail)
Lineage: Eukaryota; Metazoa; Chordata; Mammalia; Diprotodontia; Phalangeridae
Product: forkhead box protein D4-like
Exons: 1
Coding region: 1-1224 (407 amino acids)
Biological process (GO): regulation of transcription by RNA polymerase II; cell differentiation; anatomical structure morphogenesis
Molecular function (GO): RNA polymerase II cis-regulatory region sequence-specific DNA binding; DNA-binding transcription factor activity, RNA polymerase II-specific
Source: RefSeq, a predicted model, not a curated record
AUGAACUUGCAAAGGGCUGAGUGUCCCCUCUCCCAGCGGCCGCAACGCUGCCCUCGAGGCUCAGACAGAGAAGACGAGCCGCUGGAUAUCCAGCCCGAGGAAGAGGAAGAAGAAGGGGAGAAGGAGGAGGAGGAAGAAGAGAAAGAGCCGUACCUGCUGGGACCCCAGCCCGGACCGCGGGGGGCGCCGCGGAGCAGCCACAGCCGCAGCCGCAGCAGCAGCGUCCCGUCGGGGACUAGGGACGGCGCGGACGGCGGGCGCGGCAUCCCAGCCCGGGACGGCGCGGACGGCAGGCGCGGCAUCCCAGCCCAGGACGCCCCGGGCGAGCUCGGGGACGGGGGUGCACCGCUGGCGCCGGCCCCGGCGAAGCCACCCUACUCGUACAUAGCGCUCAUCACCAUGGCCAUCCUGCAGAGCCCGCACAAGCGGCUCACGCUGAGCGGCAUCUGCGCCUUCAUCAGCGGCCGCUUCCCCUACUACCGCCGCAAGUUCCCCGCCUGGCAGAACAGCAUUCGCCACAACCUCUCGCUCAACGACUGCUUCGUCAAGAUCCCCCGGGAGCCGGGCCACCCGGGCAAGGGCAACUACUGGAGCCUCGACCCGGCCUCCCAGGACAUGUUCGACAACGGCAGCUUCCUGCGCCGGAGAAAGCGCUUCAAGCGCCCGGACCCAGGAGCGCCGCUGUGCUCAGCCCUGCACCCCGCGGGGUCCGCGGGGCUCCUGCUCUGCCCGGCCGCCGCGCCCGUCCCUGCCCGGCUCCGCCCGGGCCCCCUGCUGCAGCCGCACCCGCUGCGCUACAUCGUGCUGCCGGCCCCCGCCCGCCACGCGUCGCCGCCGAGGAAAGGGAGCCCCGAGCACCCCCUGCCCAGCGCUCCGGUCCGGGAACCCAGCGGCGGGGCCAAGGGCGCCUCGUUCAGCAUCGACAGCAUCAUGCGGGGAGCCCGGGGAGGAGGCGCGGCAGGGCCCCCAGCGGCCCCAUGGGCUCACUGCCACCUGUGGCACUCCCCGGCCGUGGCCGCCUCCCCGUGGCUACAAGUAUCCGCCGCUGCCCGGACGCUAUUGCAACAGCAACAGGACGCCGCGAUCGGCUGCUUCCCCAGCAAGAGCCCGCUCCUCGGCCGUCCCUUGGUCACUGCGCCACUGGGAUGCCCACCCGGAGGGGGCACCGGGCUGCUCUCGCCGGCGGCUCCUACGGGCGGGGAGACGAGCGCCCCCGCUUUCUGA